GGGUCACCAAUCGGACGGGUCAACAAGCUGAAGUCUCGGGUCUUGGGAAGAUAUUUCGCUUUCCGUCUCCAAGAUCCCUGAGCUUAGUUUUCUGUAGACCAACAUGACUUGAAACCUAUUCCACACUCUGAGCUUCUUCAGUACAGUACAAGAGAGUUAGUUGAAAAGCGACCAGCACUGGAAGGUGGAUUUUCUUCUACAUCAAGACUUUGAAUUGAAUUGAACUGAUUGAAUUGAAUCAAUCGGAUACAUACCCCACAGCAAUCUGCUUUUCCCACGGCCACAACUGCCACAAUGAGAUCACUCGGAUCAUCCCUUUUCCUGUUUCUUUCGCUGGUGCUCACCUUGGUGGUAUCGCCCACGGAUGCUCAACCAGAAUUCGUCAAACCAGUAAACUAUACAUACGAUGAUCCAGUUGUCUUCAACCAAUGGUGUGACGAUUUGACAGAAAUGUAUGGACCCACUUGCACAUGCGAGACAACAUACGGCAUCAGCAACAACAUUGACAGUGUGGAUCUGGAUCAUGAAAUCAACUGUGACCCCUUACAGGGCAAGAGUACUUGUAUCAGCAAUGUUACCGUUGAUUCUGCGAGAAUCUGGUUAAAGGCAACAUCCAUUGGCGAGGUUGGAAACUACGAGACCAUCAAGGAGACGGCUAUUACAGAUUUCUAUGUCUUUCUGGAUGAUACUUCCAUUGACACCAUUUCCUUUCGGUUCAAUGAUGGAAUUGGGCAACGACGUACAGGAUGCUUAGCAGUGUUUGGAGCCGUCAACUGUGCACGGUGCGGUGUCUGUGAUGCCCCACCCAACGACAAAGAAGCAGAAUACCCCGUUCAUCUGGGACCCAAGGAGAUCUUUAAUGGAAUCAGCGGAGUCUGCAACUAUGGCAAUGGUCCUCCCAUUGGACUUUUCAACACAUGCACCAAUGGAUCAAACAUUCUCACUGACAUUGCAUGGUACGACCUGGAGAUUACAGCAGCUGACCAGAUUGGACCCUGUGCAGACGGUACUGAGUUUCGUCCUGCCCCUGAAGAAAUUGAGACCCAGGAAGAAGUAGAGGAGAUCGAAGCAGAAGAAAAAACUACUGCUGCAGCUUCCAGUGGAACAAGCAUAGCCACAGUUGCAGCUAUGGCUGUUUCCGUGGUAUCAGCAAUGGCCUAUUGGGCGUAGAUGGGCGCCAAUGUGCGAACCAAAGUAUUUGUAUGUCAUAGUAUGAACGUCAUUGUUUGUGUCGGUCUUGGAACAGUCAAAGACCUUGUAAGUUGCAGUGUCAAUUAUAGAGCAGCUACAUUC
Molecule: messenger RNA, 1293 nt
Organism: Seminavis robusta
Lineage: Eukaryota; Bacillariophyta; Bacillariophyceae; Naviculales; Naviculaceae
Source: the annotation of a GenBank genome assembly